Molecule: messenger RNA, 636 nt
Organism: Branchiostoma belcheri (Belcher's lancelet)
Lineage: Eukaryota; Metazoa; Chordata; Leptocardii; Amphioxiformes; Branchiostomatidae
Exons: 1
Coding region: 1-636 (211 amino acids)
Source: RefSeq, a predicted model, not a curated record
AUGAGAAGCUUCUGGGACGACCACGACACGAAACUCGGAUUUGUGGUGACGGCCGUGUGCCUGAGGGAGCUAGUCGCAUUGCCGAUAACGUACCUCCACUACAACGGCCUUGCUGUUGUGGCGAUCAAGUUUAUCCACCAGAUCUUGCUGUGCGCCUUGUUGUUCCUGGUCCACAACAUGUCCGAGAAUCAAAUGUCCCGAAUGUCUCUCCGCCACCGCGUGUGUUACGCCCUGCUGGUUGAGAACUGUGUGGCCUACAACAUGACCUGGAACUACGUCCAGACCUCCACGCUCCUCGGCGCGCUGCUCGUCCAGGACUUCGGCGUCGGACCGGACACCGUGUCGACCCUGCUCAUGGUUCUACUCGCCAUCUGCGUCCUGGCCACCGUCUCCGUCGAGCUUGUCUUCCUGAAUAAGCUGCGGUGGACCACGGCUGGGCACUUCCCCAUACAAAUGUGGGUUUAUUAUCUAUAUCAGGGGUCAGUCCUAGACGGCAGAAUGGUGUGUGUCCUGCUCGUUACAAAUGCACUGCUGGUGAUCAUAAAGUUUACUCCAGAAAAAUGUAAAUAUCACAGGUGUGUCGUAGAAAGGAUAGAAGAAGACGAUAGUGAUGAAAACCUUUUGGUUGAGGUCUAG